AGAAAAUUACCCUCCGCCGGAUUUGAAAACCCUAAUUUUUCUCCUCUGUUUUGAGCUCAGCCGUUUCGAAGUGCAAACACAGGCACAGACACAGUAGUAACAGAGAUCCAAUAUGAAGUUCAACAUUGCAAAUCCCACCACUGGAUGCCAAAAGAAGCUCGAGAUCGAUGAUGAUCAGAAGCUGCGAGCAUUUUGGGACAAGAGAAUCUCACAAGAGGUUCUUGGUGAUGCUUUGGGUGAGGAAUUUAAAGGCUAUGUUUUCAAGAUUACUGGAGGUUGUGAUAAACAGGGAUUUCCAAUGAAGCAGGGAGUGUUGACCCCUGGUCGCGUUCGCCUCUUGCUCCAUAGAGGAACUCCUUGUUUCCGUGGAUAUGGAAGGCGCAAUGGGGAGCGUAGGAGGAAGUCUGUUCGUGGGUGCAUUGUCAGCCCAGACCUCUCUGUUCUGAACUUGGUAAUUGUGAAGAAGGGUGACAAUGAUUUACCAGGCCUGACAGACAUUGAAAAGCCAAGGAUGAGGGGUCCAAAGAGAGCCUCCAAAAUCCGCAAGCUGUUCAACCUUUCCAAGGAAGACGAUGUGAGGAAGUAUGUCAACACAUACAGGAGGACAUUCACAACCAAAAAUGGGAAAAAGGUGAGUAAAGCUCCAAAGAUACAAAGGUUGGUGACUCCCCUGACACUUCAAAGGAAGAGGGCAAGAAUUUCUGAUAAGAAAAAGAGAAUUGCCAAAGCAAAAUCAGAGGCAGCAGAGUACCAGAAACUCCUUGCCUCAAGGUUGAAGGAGCAAAGGGAACGCCGUAGUGAGAGUUUGGCUAAGAGGAGAUCAAAGCUCUCCAGUGCUGCUGUUAAACAAGCUUCCUCUUCAUAGAUCGCUUGAUCUUGGUCAUAGUUUUUUACAGUGUUAUUUUCAUGAUACCUCUGUUAUUGGAUUUUGUAGUUCAAAUGUAUCGUUUCCUUUUUUUACCUCAACUAUUUAUGUUGUGUUUGAAAGCUUAAUAGAAUUUUAAGUUCUUACCUAAGUUUAGUAAUAAAGGGCUACUAGUGCCUGCCUUUGUCGCGGAUCUUGUGUGCAUGCUGGGAUAAGCAUUAACCGGACUUCCUCACUAAUACACGUGGGAAUCAUUACUUGA
Molecule: messenger RNA, 1127 nt
Organism: Arachis stenosperma
Lineage: Eukaryota; Viridiplantae; Streptophyta; Magnoliopsida; Fabales; Fabaceae
Product: 40S ribosomal protein S6-like
Exons: 6
Coding region: 113-865 (250 amino acids)
Biological process (GO): translation
Cellular component (GO): ribosome
Molecular function (GO): structural constituent of ribosome
Source: RefSeq, a predicted model, not a curated record